AUGCUCAUCAUUCCUGCUGCCGCUCCUGACAUGGAAACAUCAUCAAUACUCGCAGCAUUUGUGGUGGCGGUGGUUAUGCGCGCAUGGGAUCCAGAAGCACACAGGUUAGACUCGCGAGAAGCUCUAGAACUAUCGUUUACAUUUCAUGUAUUGAGAGCUGAAGAGCUCGCCUACGAACAGCUUUUGUCGAGCGAAGAAUGGCUUGGAGAAGGGAGCAAGAGAAAAUCGCUUAUAUCGGAAGAUAUAUUGAAUCUGGCAGCUGAUAACAUUAGGAAGAAUUAUCGUAGAAAAGAAACAAAUGUCAGGAAGGAACAGUUCGAUCGCGUUACGAGCAUAACAACGUGGCGUCGUGACCGAUAUAGCGAUACGGCAAUCACAUUUACGAUGUCUACACAAAAACCAUUCGGUUUGCCGUGGUCAGGUGACGCACCCGUGAACAGCUCGUCGUUUCCACGAUUCAAAGAUCUCAGCACUGGCAGAAAAUCUCAGCCAUUCACAUCUGCAGCUGAUUUGAUGAUGGCAGAGUAUUCUCCCUAUAGUCAGACGAAAGUAAAUUUACUGGAAGCGUUCAACAGCGAUAUACGCAUGCUAAUUGCUAAACGGACGACCCGGGCAAGCUUGUUCGACAUACCAACGAAAAGCAUUCUAUGA
Molecule: messenger RNA, 651 nt
Organism: Cooperia oncophora
Lineage: Eukaryota; Metazoa; Nematoda; Chromadorea; Rhabditida; Trichostrongylidae
Source: the annotation of a GenBank genome assembly